AUGGCUGCAUUUGCUGGCGGCGACAGAGCAUGUGAAGCCCACCUCAUCGACGACGAGGGACACUUGCUUCCGGUGAAGGAUAUCCAGGCGUACCUCUGCACCGCCCUGGGCGCGGCCGACGUGGGCGAUGCGCUGCACCGCGUGGGCAUUAACUAUCAUGUUGUGGGUGUCCUUGGUGGGCAGAGCAGUGGGAAGUCCACGCUGCUGAACUGCCUCUUUCGCACCCGCUUCCAGACGAUGGACGAGACGAAGUGGCGAGGGCAAACAACCAAAGGUGCCUUCAUCGCGCGUGCCGCCUUUGAGGUCCCUGGCGGCGGCGGCGGCGGCGGCGACGGCGAAGCGGACGCGGCUGCACCCGCGACGGUGGCAACAGGGGUGGGCGCGUCAUCGCCCGUUUUCGUGGUAGACUUUGAGGGCACCGACGGGCUUGAGCGUGGGGAGGAUCAGAGCUUCGAGCGGCAGCUUUCUCUCUUUGCCCUCAGCCUCGCAGACACGCUCAUCAUCAACAUGUGGACCGUCGACGUGGGCCGCUUUAACGCCGCCAACAUGAGUCUCCUGCGGACCAUUUUCGAGGUGAAUCUGCAGCUGUUUUCGCACGACAGUUACACGAGAGAAGAAAAGCCGACGCUGCUCAUUGUGUUGCGCGACUUCACGGAGGCAGACACGACGCUCUACUUUAAAACGGUCCGUCAAUCGUUUGACAAAAUAUGGGACAACAUUGUGAAGCCGGAGGCGUUUCAAGACUCCACCAUUGACGUCCUCUUUGAUCUACGCUACCACGUGCUUCCACACUUUAAGCUGCAGCGGGAUGCGUUUGAUCAGGCGGCGGCAAACUUCCGUCAAUGGUUUUACCUGCCAAAGUGCGAGCAGUACUUAUUUCACAGUCACGGCAUGUUUCGUGGCGUCCCGCUCGAUGGAAUUCCGUCGUACCUCACAAGCUGCUGGGAGAUGAUACGAGCAAGCAAAGACCUUGACAUUCCAACGCAACGAGAGAUGCUGGCAAGACACCGUUGUGCGGAGGUGAGGAAUAGUAUUCUCCAGUUCUUUACGGAGACGUGCCGUGGGUACACAGAGUCCUUGCGGCGUGGGGAGCUUGUUUCAAGGCUCACUGAUGCACUAGAGCGCGAGAUCGUCGAACAGCUGUCUGCGUUUCACACCCAAACACGGCUGUACAAGGCAGACAUUGUGCAGAGUGCGGAAGUUGCGCUGGGAGAAGAGCUUCUUAAAGCGGAGCUGAAGGUUCUUGGCGAGUACGCAAAGCACAUCGCAUCGAAGGUGCUUGUGGAGUUGGACACAACUGUGAGUGAGUCUGUUGACAGAACACUGCGAUGGAUGCUGCAGCAGGCGCAGACGAUCCCGAUGCUUGCCGCCAAUAAAGGCGAGGACGGGGAGGGAGAGGGUUACGCGCCCAAUGAGAGGGGAUUUGGAGGGGCGUACCCCAACGAGGCUGUAUUAACGGACAAUGAAAAGUGUCAUGCGCUGGUGUAUGACUUUUGGAGGCGACUGUGUCGCGCUCUGCAGGCGGAAAUGGCGUUGCUCUACCGCAACUCCGACCAUCAACCUCAGGGGCAAGCGCACGUCUCACGCUUUUAUGACCGUUAUGCGUCUUUGAUCGCAGAAGAUCCAGCACUGCAGGAGGGCGUGGGGCACGCUGUGUUCGAUGCCGUAGCUCAGAAAGUCAGCCGCCGUUUUGCCUCGAUGGCUGAAAACGCGGCCGAGACAAUUCAUCAGGCCUUUGAGAAUGCCCUCAACCGUAAAUUGGACGGCACAGUUCGUUUCUUUAAUACAACGAAGGCCCUGCAACGCAGUGAACCUCAGGCGCGCCAAGCGGGGCUCGUGUUGUUAGACUGUCUGCUGUACUACCGCAUGAAGAUUGUGACCGACAGCGCGGCUGCCGCGCAGGAGGGGAGUGAACACCUUGACCGUGUGUCUCGCCUCUUGCUUGACGAGCGUCGAAAGCUGUUGGUGCGGGAAAACAGUGCGGAGCGAAAAUUUUUUCUGCACUAUACAACCAUUUCUGAGUUUCCGCGGUACCCUACAGAAGUUCCUGUGGCAGAACCGGACUCCGCAGUCACACUUGAAGACGCUGUUGAUAGGGACUGUGUGUUACUCAGCCAGCAGGCGGUUCAGCGGGUAUUUGACGUGUAUACGCAAAAGUGUGAGUUCACCAUGCAGGUUCAACUGCGCUCCAUUGAAAGCGAGAAGCAGCAUUUGCCUUUCUGGGUGCUGCCGAUGAUGCUGCUGUUAGGAUGGAAUGAGCUGAUGUAUGUCCUUUCCUCCCCCACCCUGCUCAUCCUCGUCAUUAUUUUUGUCGUGAUAUUCUUCCGGCAGACGCUGGUGUCUCAAUGGGCGAUAUUUGAGGAGACAGCCCCCUCGUCUGUCGUGGUGGCGCUCCACUUUGUGUUCCGACAACUUCAGAAGAUGUACGAUGGCCUCGUUCCAAGGUCCCCGGACGCAGUUGCGAGUCGCACAGCACGGUACCGUGACCCAACCAGUUUGCCUGAUGUGACUGCGUCUGCAGUGGAAACUUCCUCGCCGUCAACUGCCGCUACCGACCCAGCGAUGCUGCCGUCCUUUGCAGCAUCCGCGACUCUCAAGCGGCGAACCAAUAACGAGGAGGCGGGCACCCAGAGAGAUUGA
Trypanosoma conorhini is the source of this 2640-nucleotide messenger RNA. RefSeq lists its product as uncharacterized. Gene Ontology annotation, molecular function: GTP binding; GTPase activity. Lineage: Eukaryota; Euglenozoa; Kinetoplastea; Trypanosomatida; Trypanosomatidae. Gene Ontology annotation, biological process: endoplasmic reticulum membrane fusion. The record is from RefSeq and is a predicted model, not a curated record. The transcript has a single exon. The coding region runs from base 1 to 2640 and encodes 879 amino acids. Gene Ontology annotation, cellular component: endoplasmic reticulum.